AUGCAUCACUGUAAGAGAUACCGGUCCCCGGAGCAGGAGAGCUACCUGGGUCACAGGUGGAAGAGGAAGAGGUCUCGUAGCAGAGAGUACGAGGGGAGACUGCGGUACCCACCCCGGAGGGAUCUCUCCAGGAGAUCGCGAUCGAGAAGCCAUGACAGGAUGCCUUAUCACAGGAGAUACAGACGGGACAGCGACGCCUACAGAUUUGAAGACCGAAGCCCGUCUUUUGGAGAGGACUAUUACUCGACCCGCUCGCGAAACUGGCGGCGAUCCAGAGGCAGAGAGCAGCACCGUCCAAAGAAGCAUCAGCAUCACUGCCGGAAACGCAGGACCAGGUCUUGUAGCAGUGCCUCCUCGAGAAGCCAACAGAGCAGUAAGCGCAGCAGGAGCGUGGAAGAUGACAAGGAAGGCCACCUGGUGUGCAGGAUCGGCGAUUGGCUUCAAGAGCGAUAUGAAAUUGUCGGCAGCCUUGGCGAAGGCACUUUUGGCAAAGUGGUGGAGUGUGUGGACCAUGCCAGAGGCAAAUCUCAGGUGGCACUGAAAAUCAUAAAAAAUGUUGGAAAGUACCGAGAAGCAGCCAGGCUGGAAAUUAACGUCCUGAAAAAAAUCAAAGAGAAGGACAAGGAGAACAAAUUCUUGUGUGUCCUGAUGUCAGACUGGUUCAACUUCCAUGGCCACAUGUGCAUUGCCUUUGAGCUUCUGGGCAAGAACACUUUUGAGUUCCUGAAGGAGAACAACUUCCAGCCAUACCCUCUCCCUCAGAUCCGGCACAUGGCCUACCAGCUCUGCCAUGCCUUGAGAUUUUUACACGACAACCAGCUGACUCACACUGACCUCAAGCCAGAAAACAUCUUGUUUGUCAACUCUGAUUUUGACACUCUGUACAACGAGAAAAAGAGCUGUGAGGAGAAAUCCAUUCGGAACACAAGCAUCCGUGUGGCAGACUUUGGAAGCGCCACCUUUGAUCACGAGCACCACACCACUAUCGUGGCCACCCGGCACUACCGUCCACCAGAAGUGAUUCUGGAGCUGGGUUGGGCACAGCCAUGCGAUGUCUGGAGUACUGGCUGCAUUCUGUUUGAGUAUUACCGCGGCUUCACGCUCUUCAUUACGCAUGAGAAUCGUGAGCAUCUUGUCAUGAUGGAAAAAAUCCUCGGGCCAAUUCCAUCUCACAUGAUCCACAAAACUCGGAAGCAAAAAUAUUUCCACAAUGGAAACCUGGUAUGGGAUGAGAACACGUCCGAUGGGCGAUACGUCCAAGAGAACUGCAAGCCCCUGCGGACCUACAUGCUGCACGACUCGCUGGAGCACGCACAGCUCUUUGACUUGAUGAGGAGGAUGUUAGAAUUUGACCCUUCCCGGAGGAUCACGUUCUCGGAAGCCCUCCUGCAUCCCUUCUUUGCUGGCCUCUCUGCGGAGGAAAGGAUGCUGUGCGGUCGAGGCGCCAGCCGGGACCUGAGCAGAUGA
This is a messenger RNA of Nipponia nippon (crested ibis), 1467 nucleotides long. The record is from RefSeq and is a predicted model, not a curated record. Lineage: Eukaryota; Metazoa; Chordata; Aves; Pelecaniformes; Threskiornithidae.